AUGGAAGAAAAUGUACAUGGUUUUGAUGUAAAUCAAAGUAAUGAAAAAGAUGAAGAUGCUUUGGAGGCUGGAAAUCAACUUGAGUUCUCUUUUGAUGAGAAUUUAUUGGAACUUCAGGAGUUAACAAUGUCAUCAAACACAGCUGAAACUGUGAAAAGAGCCAAAGAACUGAUGGAAUUGGGAGUUUACCCUAUGGUCCUCAUGUCUCAAAUGGCUACACUUAUUAUGGACAUUAUUGUUGGAACAUAUCAAGUAAUUGAAGCUAGUGCUGACUCAUUGUUUGAUGGUAGAAGCUCCUCGGAAUCCAUACGAGACACUAGAGCAGUUGCAAGUUCUCGGGCUGCUGAAAUUGGGCUUGAUAUUCUAGCACAAACAAUCCAGACGAGCAUUGUGUUUCCAUUAGAAGAAGACCCUAGGGUCUUGUUCAAUGCUUUAGCUGUGUUUGCUCUAAGGGAGAUCAACUUAUCAAAAGUGAGUAAUCAAAGACUAAGGGAGACUUGUAAUAAUGUUUGGCAUUCCUUUCUAGUAAGAAACAGAGUUGUAUGA
This is a messenger RNA of Lactuca saligna, 546 nucleotides long. The record is from the annotation of a GenBank genome assembly. Lineage: Eukaryota; Viridiplantae; Streptophyta; Magnoliopsida; Asterales; Asteraceae.